GCAGAACGUGCGCAGGCUAUUCGAAUCAUAGGCCUUUUUGACAUCCUCAGUUGGCAGCACUGAAGGUCAUAUUGUCGGGCUGUCAGUGAAAAUUUACGGAAAGGCGACCAGAAGCGCGGCCAAAAGAUGGGAAAGCACUUUGGAGAAUUGGCGAAAGUGCAUGGCAUUGUCACGUACAAACUCUCCCCAUUCGAGCAGAGGGCAUUCGCCGGUGUGAUAAGCAACGGUGUCCCCAAUACGCUGCGGAGGAUUCGCUCAAACAUCUUCCGUGUUCUGCCGCCAUUCAUCAUUGGAUAUUUGGUGUACGAUUACGUGGAGACGAUGCACACGCAGAUCAAUCGCAAGAAUCCUGCUGAUUACGCGAAUGAUGAAUAGGAAAACUACAUAUAAAAAGCUAAAUUAUAGUAGAAGGUGUUGAAAAAUAAAUUUUUUCUUCCCGGACAAGAGUGU
Messenger RNA from Phlebotomus argentipes, 450 nucleotides. It is a transcript of the gene UQCR-Q, whose product is annotated as cytochrome b-c1 complex subunit 8. The transcript is spliced from 2 exons. The record is from RefSeq and is a predicted model, not a curated record. Bases 127 to 375 code for a protein of 82 amino acids. Gene Ontology annotation, biological process: mitochondrial electron transport, ubiquinol to cytochrome c. NCBI's taxonomy places the organism in Eukaryota, Metazoa, Arthropoda, Insecta, Diptera, Psychodidae.